UCCUUGUAGAAUUAUUUUUAUUUUUCACAAAAAAUUUGUAUUAUUUAGAGUUUCUUUUUUUUUCAAUUUUUAUUUUUUCCUUUUUCUUUUUCCGUCCUAAGAUCUAUUCCUAAAUUUAUUCGCAAUCAUUGUUUUGACGUUAUAUUAAUCAUGAGUAAAUUGCUGUUUAUUCGAAACAUUCGUGGCCUAGAUGAACCUUCACUCAGACAAAUUAUUAACAGUAAGAACUUGCCGUGUGGUACUAUAAUGUUUAAAUCAGGUGGAGCAUGUGCUACUGUUGACUUUAUGGAACCAUCCACUGCCGAAUAUGCUUUGACACAGCUCAAUGGUAUGCCGCUUCAAGACCAAACUCUUGUUGUUGAACCAUACAAUGGAUUGCAUAGUCAAAUGGUGAAAAAAGCAAGUUCAACAUAUCGUCGGGUAGUUAUGACUCCGAACGACAUGGACCAGAGUCAGCAGCAGGCCAAUCAGGGUAACACUCAAGAUUUCAACGGUUAUGCAUACGGUCAACAGAGUUCUCAAUUCCAACAGAGACAAGCUGCCGUCCAGAGGUAAAAUUAAUUGUUGAUA
This is a messenger RNA of Sipha flava (yellow sugarcane aphid), 570 nucleotides long. RefSeq lists its product as uncharacterized. Gene Ontology annotation, molecular function: nucleic acid binding. The record is from RefSeq and is a predicted model, not a curated record. The transcript is spliced from 3 exons. Bases 151 to 555 code for a protein of 134 amino acids. Lineage: Eukaryota; Metazoa; Arthropoda; Insecta; Hemiptera; Aphididae.